UGUCAUGAUUUGCAUUUCAGAUUCUACUAUUUGCAAUUAAUAAAUUAAUUUUUUGCUUUUAAGAAACAGUAAUAUUUUCAUGCAUUGUCAGCAUACAUAAUUUGCUUUAAAACUUUUGAAUGCUUAGUAGGAAUAGACUAACAGAUCUCUCAGAAGACACUGCUUCCAUUAUGAUGGCUGGAUUAAUUAAAAUGACUUAAACUGGACAUUGUAAUGUGAUACUGCAUAUCUUUUUGUAGUUUCCAAAUAACAUCUAUCGCACUCUUUUAGUGUCUAGCUGACUUCUUUCUUCUAUACAGUAUUCUUUUUUUUAAUUGUAUUUGGUGAUACAAGUUUUUUCUGUUGGCCAUCAUUUGCUUCAAUCAGAUUUUAAGGAUUAGUUAGGUGUUAUUGUUAAUUUUGGAAACAAAUUUUAUCAUUCUUCAGAGCAAUUAAUUUCUUUUGUUGCGAUUCUACAAUGUUUUUACUAUUUCAAGCACUUUUGUGCGAAUUUAUUCAUUUUAUUGUUUAUCUAAUUAUAUUUAUUUUACUUCUGAGUGUUUAUGUUUGACAGAAUUCAGUAUUUUAUUUAGUUCAGGGUUUUUUAUCCCUCUCCCUUGCUUUUCUCAUGUCUGAUUCCAUUUACUAGUUGCUUCAAGUCAGUUUUAAUGAUUAGUUUUUAUUUGAGUACUUAUGGACAUUGUAAAUAGAGAAAAUACAACUGUAAGGAAACAAAGCUUGAUGUUGUUGCAUAUUUAUAUCUAAAGUCUGUUACAAAUAAUAUUUAUUUAUUCGUUAAUUUCCAUAAGCAUUCUUUAGGUGCAUGAAAUUUUGUACUACAAUUUUUGUUAAUGAAUUGGUGAUAAUCAUAUCUAUGAUGUUAACAAGAUGACAGCUUCUCUAGAUGGUUUUUCUUAUGUCUUUAUUGGCUGUCUUUCAUGAAAAUGAGCUCAGCACAAUUAGAUGAACAUAUUCAUAAUAAAACAGUGGAACUUGAAAUGCUACGUCAAGAAUAUCAAGCAUUAUUGGAAUCUAGAAGUUGCAUUUCAAAUUCAGAAACUGAAGUUCUGAAUUCCAAGCUUUACAACUUAAUGGCUGAAGUUAAAUACUUAAAAAAGUGUGAACCAGAAAUUUUGCCCAAAUAUGAUGUUUUACUUUACGCUUGGGUUCAACACUCUUUAGAAGAAGACAUGAAACAGAAAGAAAAGGUCAUUUCCAAUCUAGACAAAAUGCUUGAAAAUGUUUCUAAGAGGAGGAAAUUAUUGAUUCAAAAAUGUCCUAAUUCUAUCUGUGAGGAUUUAACCAGAAGAAUGAUGAAGGAUGCAAAAUCUAAGAAUGAGCUACUGCAUUGUUUACAUAGAAAGAUGGUCAGACGUUUGAGACGGUUAUCCAGGCGUUUCUCAACAAUUCCUGAACAAUCAGAAAAGAUAAAUAAAUCAACCAGGGAUAUAACUGGAAAAGUUUUGACAAGAAGUUUCUAUAGAGUUCUUAAAGAAUUUGUAAUAGAGUUGCAAGACAGAACUUUCAAAUCUGACGAUUGGGAUCAGUCACUGCCUGUUUUCAUUGAUCGAACUUAUUCUAAAGAACACAUCAGUACCCUUUGCAAAACCAAUAUCAUACUGAAAUCUGUCAAAACCCCUUCCAUCUAUUACCUGAGAACCAAACAUGUGAAGUAGUUCACAAGAAUUUAUAAUGGUUUGUUAAUAAUUAUAUUGUAUUGCAUAUAAUUUAUAUUUAAUUCUGUGCGGUUUGUCUCUUGAAUCUUUUUUAGUAUGUGAAAUAAAUAAAACAACUUUUAUGUUAACUUUUUUUAAUUACACUUGGAAAUGUAAAUCGAAUAAGAUGAACUGGAAUGUCUUGAGAUUCUUUUUUAUGUGUAGUUCUUGAUUUACUGAUAUUAAAUACCAUUUCAUAAAGUG
Messenger RNA from Argiope bruennichi, 1898 nucleotides. RefSeq lists its product as uncharacterized. The record is from RefSeq and is a predicted model, not a curated record. Bases 918 to 1655 code for a protein of 245 amino acids. Lineage: Eukaryota; Metazoa; Arthropoda; Arachnida; Araneae; Araneidae. The transcript is spliced from 9 exons.